This is a messenger RNA of Aspergillus japonicus CBS 114.51, 366 nucleotides long. Its product is annotated as ankyrin repeat domain-containing protein. The annotation marks the transcript as partial. The record is from RefSeq and is a predicted model, not a curated record. Gene Ontology annotation, molecular function: protein binding. NCBI's taxonomy places the organism in Eukaryota, Fungi, Ascomycota, Eurotiomycetes, Eurotiales, Aspergillaceae. The transcript has a single exon.
ACACCACUUCAGAUAGCCUGUUUUGAUGGCCAUGAUCAGGUCGCCUUAACACUUUUGGAAAAGGGUGCUAAUAUCGAAAGCUGCAACAAGUAUAAAGAGACCUCUCUUUACCUAGCAGCAUAUCGGGGGCAUGCAAGCACCGUGUCAAUUCUUUUGAAUUAUGGUGCAAAUACCGAGAGCAAGAACCUUAACGAAGCCAGCCCUCUGCUCGCGGCAUCUGAAUGUGGGCAUCUUGAGGUUGUCUCUGUACUUUUGCGGAGGGGAGCAAAGGUUGACUCACGCAAUAAAGGGGGUAAUACACCGCUUCAAAAGGCAUCUGAUAAGGGACACGAUAAGGUCGUCUCCAUUCUUUUGGACAAAGGCGCC